Messenger RNA from Fimicolochytrium jonesii, 3506 nucleotides. RefSeq lists its product as uncharacterized. Bases 232 to 3180 code for a protein of 982 amino acids. The record is from RefSeq and is a predicted model, not a curated record. The transcript has a single exon. NCBI's taxonomy places the organism in Eukaryota, Fungi, Chytridiomycota, Chytridiomycetes, Spizellomycetales, Powellomycetaceae.
AUCCAGGGUACAGUAGAAGAGGGACCACUGCAGUAUCGAGUCUAUCGACAGCUUUUAUCCCGCUCCUGGGGUCUGCGUUUCUUCUGCAAAGAGAACACCGACUCGGACGGCCUUUCGCCAAAUAUCCUUCCAAACACCCACAGCCAAAAGUCUAGAAACUUAGAAACUCACAUUCAGAACCAUCCCUACGUAGUACUCUGCCAAAACGCUGAAGCGAAACCAUAGUACGCUAUGGAAAGCGUCGUCCCGCCGCCUGCGGAAAGCGCCGAGGAAAUAGCAUCACACCAGCCGCGUCUUCCAACGUCGGUGUCCAGAGACUCCCUGAUCGACUCGUACACUACCGAUGAAGGUAGCAUAGGCGCAGCCUCAGAUGCAGAUGACGACGACGAGGAUGGGGAGGUCGACCGGGAACUAGCCGAGGAAUGGACAGAGAUCGAAGACACUCUCCGGUCUCUCACUUCCAUCACGGCCAACUGGAGAAGUACACCUUCUCUUGGCAAAACGCUCAAAGCCGCCGCCGCCACUUCCAACGCAGACCGCCCGAAUUCGCCGGCAGUCCUCGGGCUAUCAAAGAGCACAACGGCACUGCCAACUCCACCUCGCUCUCCUGGCUCUGGGUCCGUAUCCUCAGUUUCCAAGGCAGCCCACAACACCGAUCGCGAUUCUAUCACCUCUGGAAGCACGAGUACGACGAGACUGUCUGCCACCCUCGAGGAACUCAAAGCGAUCAAUGCACGAGUGCGUGGCAUCAACGCUAGUCACAGACUUUCCGACGCAUCGUCCAUCGCCAGUUCCGCUCAUACCGCCUUCAACGGUGACGAUAAUGAUAAUUCCCAUGUCGGACAUCCCCUCAGCCACCCCACGCCGCUUCACCACAGCCAAAAUCAUCAACACCAUCAACAUCCAUACAACAACGCCUUCAAAAGCCCCGCAUCGCCAUCCAUCCCCGAAGACCAACCUAUGCAGGUCCUCCGCCAGAUUCAGAUACACCAGCGCAGCGGCAGUCACUCCAGCGAAGCCACCGCCACGAGCUUACUAGAGGACAUUGCUAAGCGAGGCAGUGCAGGCACGUUUGGCUCGUUCACCAGAAAGUUCAAAGCGGGACCUGGAAUGGCGCGAGAGUCGUCCGCCCGUGGAAGCGGCGGCGUUAGCAUUGUCAGCAGUGGGCAUAGCCAUACGGGCGCGGCGAGGGUGUCGAGCACCUCCUCGGCCUCUACGGGGCACACUUGUCGGAACUCGAGGGAGAUGAGUGGGGCUUUGGGAGAUCAACCACGGCAAUUGGCAGCGAACCACAGAAGAACGGGGUCAUAUUCGACAGCAAAUGAACAUGCAGUUCUGCACACUGCGGCACCACCCUCCGCAUCGUCAGAAGGCAGAUCGGGUCCUCCAAACAUACCUCUCCCGUCGCCAGCGCCGGCGCCAGCGGCACCUUCGGAAAUCAACAGCAGCACGCGGCUAUCCUCAACAGAUAAAGCCCCCUCACAGCGCGAGCUGCCACCACCCACACCCAUGCCAACAACCCCAGCCGACCAACCCGCCUCCACCGGCAUCACCCGCCGCAACACAACAACAACAUCCACCCAGCCGCAACGUACCCACCACCGCACAGCCAGCACCUUCAGCGCGUCCUACACCCCCGUCAUGGACCUCAUCACCACCGCCCUCCCGGCCCUCGACACCCGCUACAGCGGCUACCUCCACGCCACCAAAACAAAACCCGGUGCAUUCUUCCGAUUCUGGAAACGGAGGUACUGCGUCCUUACACCCCAAUCGGCGUAUAUCUACCGUGAGCAGCCUUCACCCUCUGCUAUGAUGGUUGUCACCACUGGCGCGAAUCACACUGCGAGUGCGAGUGGGAAGGGGAAAGAUAGUCAACCCCCCCGCUACGUCCUCUUAAUAAACACCAAAGCCGAGCUCCGCAUAACCACCCGCGACGGACCCGGCGGCGCGCGCAAAAAAACAGAGGUGGGCUUCAGUCUCCGCUCAAUCAUCCCCGGCCCGGCGAAUAAAGAGAAGACGAUGUAUUUUUCGACGGAUGAUUUGGGCUGGAUCCAUGCGGUUGAGGGCAUCCUUGCGGAGAUGCGGGAGAGCGCGAAGGUGCCGCCUGUGCCGCGUGUGAGGGAUUCGGUUAGGUCGACGGUGUCGAAUGCGACCAUCGUGCCGGCUAAGGUUGCGCCGCCUUUGCCUUCACCUACCACCACCAACAGCAAUAAUAAUACAGCGGUAAAUGCGCCGGCAACAACGCCAUCACAGACCUCAUACCCCCGCUCGAUCCUCCGCACACAGAGCAGCAGCGCCGCCCGCAGGGCCGCACACGACAGCGCAACGUCGUUGAGCACGGUUGCGUCGACUGUGACGGAUGCUUCGAGGCCGUUUUCGGCGUCUACGCAGAGUUUGCAAUCACCUUUGCAGCCUCCCCAACACCAUCAACAACAGCAACAUUCGAUUUACGCCCUCCCCAACAGAUCAAACUACUCCGCCCCCGCCCUUCCCCUCCAAAACCAGCACCCGACACAUCUGAACCGCAUCCUCUCCCCGCAACCCAUCGAGCCCGUCCCCGUCGCGCGUCGACGGGGCAACAGCAUACAUCAUAGUGCACACCUCGACCCAAGCGCGUAUGGCCGCCGCGCAUCACAGACAUCGACGGUAUCGGACGCCUCGGCGAUGCAGGAGGAGAGACGGGGUAGUACCGCCACAACCAACACCUACGUCAACCCUCCGCAUGAUAUCAACACUGGGCUGAGGCCGAUGGGGCAGUAUGUCGGAACGGCGCAUGCGCAGUCGACCCCGCAUUUGCCGGGUGGCUAUCACCGGGGGAGUUCAAAUGUGAACGGGAGUGUGGGUCAGAGGGGACAGUUGCAGCUGACACGCGCACCCUCGGACGCCUCCGGCAUGCGCAGCCGCCGGAGGGAUACGCCGGUUGUGGGGUGGAGGGUUGCGGAGGGGUAUGGGGCUAUGCCCGGCAUGCCCAAUCCUUCCGAUGUUCCUAUAUCCUCCGGGGUGAAUGGGACGGGGGAGCAGGGAGAGCGGACGCUACGACAGGCCAAGUCGGCGACGGAUUUGUAUAGAGGACGGCCGAGUUGGGAGAGGGUCGGGGGGAUGAUGCCGCCGAUGCCGGGGAGGGACGGGCAGCAGGGGGACCGGCAGGGGAGGAGGGGUGGUGUGGCGGUUUUCGAUUAGGGGCUGGACUUACGGACCGCUGGUGGUCGUACGCACCGACGUAGUCACUGGGCAUGACUGGACCGAACUGCAACGGCAUCGCCGUACCGCGGAUGGCCGCGACCGCCACGGUAUAGCCAUCAUACCGCUGAACACGCACAUCGACGAUACGAAUUUUGUGCCCCGCAAAAACAGCACGGACAUGCACUCCGGACAUUUCAUCCCCCACCUCCCCCCGUUGCUUCACGGCGUACGAUUUGAGCAAGGCAGGCCCUUGCUCGUUUUCAAAACUUUGUUUCGUGACAUUUCCUUUUUUUUUCUUUAGAGACGAUGACAUUCUUUUACCC